CGCUUUUGGGUUGAGUUAUAAUUGUAUUAAUAUCUCAAUUAUGGAAUGGGAAAGCAAAGAAAGCAAUGACUGAGUUGAAAAAUAUAGAGAUGGAGGAGAUGGAGGAGGUUGAAAGAGUGGGAAAGGCAUUGAAACGCACGCAAGGGCCAUAUCAAUGGGCCAUGUACGAUAACUGGGAACGCCUAAAACGACACUACAGCGAUAAUCCGAGAGAAGUGCUUGUUCCAUUGACGACGAACAACGACACUAUACUUCACAUCGUUGCCUUCGCCGGACGCAAGGACGUGCUGGAGUUUUUGAUUUCACUGAUAAAAGAAGCUCGGCAGCUACACCAUGCGUUGACAAUGGAGAAUGGUCAAGGCAACACCGCUCUGCAUGAGGUGGCUGCGACCGGAAACCUGGAGGCAGGAAUGCUAUGGGUGGGGCUGGAUAAUAGAGUUAAGAUCGAGCUUGCUAGACUAGAUCUUUCCCAAAACGGUGCGCAUGGUUGUGCUAGCUAUAAACGUGUGGUAGAGAUUCGGAACCAGUUAGGAGAAACCCCACUCUAUAGGGCUGCUGCUUUCGGUCACACAAAGUUGGCCAAAUAUUUGGCUACCCAAGUGGGGGUGGAUGAUAUAGAGUUGCAUUUCCAAAGACAUGUAGAUCAAGUAUCCAUUCUUCAUAUCGCAGUCAUUGGACAACAUUUUGAGACUGCUCUUUGGUUACAAAAAGAGUACCAAAAUCUCGCAGAAAGAAAGGAAAGUAAUGGAUUCACAAGUCUUCAAUUGCUAGCCCGAAUGCCAUCUGCCUUCCAAGGAAAAUUUCGCAUAAGCAAAUGGAAGAUGCUCAUUUAUAAGUUAAGAUGGCCACGAAUCCGUAUGAUGUACAAGGAAACGCAGAAGCAAAAAUCACUAUUGGAACUCACUCAUUUGCUGGUCGAGAAGGACCAUUCAUGGGUGGAAAGUAAAAAAAAGAUGGAUGGGACAAUUUCCCUGGUGCCGUCACACGACAGAGGAGAAGAAGAAGAGACCAGAUCUAUUCAUAAGUAUACCCCAUUGCUAAUGGCAACCAGCACCGGAAUAGCAAAAAUUGUGGAAAAAGUGCUUCAGUUGCACCCUCAAGCGGCAGAGGCACACGACACUGAUAAUCAACAAAACAUUCUGCACAUAGCCAUCAAGCACCGCCGGCUUCAGAUCUUUAAGCUUGUAAAAAAGAGUAAAUCAAUAACGUUAAGGUUGGCUAUGAAGACUGACCGUGAUGGCAACACCAUAUUGCACCAAGCUGCAUAUAUGAGAUAUUACUCUGCAAACACUCAACAAGGAGGCGGCCCUGCAUUACAGUUGCAAGAAGAACUGCGUUGGAUGGUGCGUGUGGAAAAGAUAAUGCCACCUCACUUCAUCAUGCACCACAACCAUAAGGGUCUGACAGCGGAGGAGCUCUUCAAUAGUGAGCAUGCAAAGCUUCUUCAGUCGGCACAAGAAUGGAUGAAAGGGACUGCUCAGUCAUGCUCGACCGUGGCGGCUCUGGUGGCUACUGUUGCCUAUGCAGCUGCGUACACGGCUCCCGGGGGUUAUGAUUCGAACGGGAUUCCUCUUCUCCGGGAUUCUGCUUACUUUGUCACAUUCGCCAUUACCGACACUGUGUCGCUUAUCAGCUCAUUGGCUUCUUUGGUCACGUUUCUCUCUAUCCUCACGUCGCCGUUUGAGUACCAAGACUUUUACCGUCCUCUUCCGUUCCGGCUACAUUUAGGGUUCACCCUUCUGUUCUUCUCACUGGUAACCACCAUACUCACCUUCACUGACUCUGUUGUGCUAUUGAUUCAUCUCAAGAAAUGGACGAUGUCCCUCAUUUACGUGGUUGCAUGUCUUCCUGUCCCUGUGGUUGGGCUCAUGCAGUUUCCUUUGUAUAAAGGAUUUUCCCAAGGUUUGAAAUACACUUUUAAGAAAAUUAGAAAGAUUAAAUUUUCAAUUUGCCCUGCAUGAGGAAGCUGAUAUACAUAUGUAGUCUUGGUUUGAGUACGGCCUAUUAUUGAGUGGUUAUUUGUGAACUAUAGGUUGUAGCUUAAAAGGUCUAUAAGAAUGCAGCUAUAGCUCUGAGUUGGAGUUCUCUCUUCUUCUUCCUCCGCGUUUUCCCCUCCUUUUUUGUAUUGUUGAGAAGAAUAGGCUUAAAUAAAGUGUAUGCCAAACAGUCUGUAUGGCAGACCUAUUAAGACGCAUGGAGGCGCAAGUA
Messenger RNA from Prunus avium (sweet cherry), 2208 nucleotides. RefSeq lists its product as uncharacterized. Lineage: Eukaryota; Viridiplantae; Streptophyta; Magnoliopsida; Rosales; Rosaceae. Gene Ontology annotation, cellular component: membrane. The record is from RefSeq and is a predicted model, not a curated record. Gene Ontology annotation, molecular function: protein binding.